Pyricularia pennisetigena is the source of this 1407-nucleotide messenger RNA. RefSeq lists its product as uncharacterized. Gene Ontology annotation, cellular component: vacuolar membrane. Gene Ontology annotation, molecular function: amino acid transmembrane transporter activity. Gene Ontology annotation, biological process: amino acid transmembrane transport. The coding region runs from base 1 to 1407 and encodes 468 amino acids. The record is from RefSeq and is a predicted model, not a curated record. NCBI's taxonomy places the organism in Eukaryota, Fungi, Ascomycota, Sordariomycetes, Magnaporthales, Pyriculariaceae. The transcript has 3 exons.
AUGGCCGAACAAGCUCGUCGGCCCGACGACAUCAUGCCGCCUCGCAGCGGCUCGAUGGCGAGCGACAACGCUCCCAACCCCGAAAAGGAGCAGAGCGAAGCCGGUAACUCUGGCGUGCUCGGGGAGCUCAUCAACCACAAGACCCUGACCUGGUGGCAAGGUGGAAUAGUGCUCAUCGCCGAGACCGUCUCGCUCGGUGUUCUGUCUCUUCCAUCGGUGCUCGCCACUCUCGGAUUGGUGCCGGGCAUCAUCGUGAUCCUCGCCAUGUCGAUCAUCUCGACAUACAGCGGCUGGGUUCUGGGAGAGUUUCGGCGCGAGUACCCCCAUGUUCUCAACUUUGGCGACGCCCUCGAGGUUAUUGGCACUCCGAUAGGCAUGGGUGGCACCUUUCAGGUCAUCUUUGGAUGGUCUCAGGUCUUCUUCCAGGUCUUUGUCAUGGCCUCGCAUAUUUUGACGUGGACCAUCUGCCUGCUUUGGUUGACCAACGGUAGAGGCGUCUGUUCGAUCCUGCUGGGCUUCGUAGGCACUCUGAUCUUUAUCAUUUGCAACCUGCCACGGACGCUCAAGCACACGAGCUGGAUGUCCAUGAUCAGCUGCGCCUCCAUCACCGCCGCAGUUGUGGUGACCGCCAUCGCCGUCACCUUUACACAGCAGACUUCUCCGUGGAAGCCUGGACCCGGCAUGAACAUCGACUUGUUCCGCAAGCUCGAGUUUGCGCCUGCAUUCCUCGGGGUCACCAACGUUGCCGUGGCCUUUUCCUCCCACUCGUGCUUCUUCUCAGUCAUCGACGAGUUCAAAAAGCCCGAAGACUGGCCCAAGGCUCUCGCCUUGCUCCAGAUUGUCGACACGGUCCUUUACCUGUUCGCAGCCAUCAUGAUCUACUACUUUGUCGGCAAGGACGUGCCCUCUCCAGCUCUCUCGGCCGCGCCGGGUAAUGUCAUGCCUCGCGUCAUCUGGGGCAUUGCGAUCCCGACCAUCGUCAUCGCAGGCGUCAUCUACGGCCACGUCGCGUCCAAGUACAUUUUUGUGCGCGUCUUCCGCAACUCGGUGCAUCUGGAGCGUCGCACCAAGCGAUCCACUGUCGUCUGGAUGGCCAUUGUCGUCGGUCUCUGGGCCAUCGCCUGGGUCAUCUCGGAGUCGAUCCCAGUCUUCAACGGCCUCCUGGGUCUGGUGGCCGCCCUGUUCGUCAGUUGGUUUUCGUACGGUCUCCCGGGCAUCUUUUGGCUCUGGAUGAACAAGGGAGAGUGGUUCUCGAGUCCCAAGCAGACUAGCAAGUUUGCCGCCAACGCGUCCCUGUUGGUCAUCGGCGUCAUGAUAUGCACACUUGGCCUUUGGGCCUCUGGCAACGACAUUGCAGUCAGCACGUCAGGCGCUUCAAGUCCAGUCUGGAAGUGCCGAUCCCUUUGA